AUGGCUACCUCACUGUUCGGUAAUGUUGGCCGAUCGGCCUCAAAGAAUUUGUUGGAAUUCAGGGCAGGAAAGAUGACUUUGAGCGGUACAACAGUAACAGCAGAUAAAAGAAAGGGACUUGUKUAUAUUUACCAGAGUGAUGACUCCUUAAUGCAUUUCUGUUGGAAGGAUAGRGGCAAUUCAAAAGUUGAAGACGACUUGAUUAUUUUUCCUGAUGACAUUGAGUACAAGCGUGUCAAACAGUGCAACACAGGACGUGUCUUCAUCCUUAAGUUUAAAUCAUCCUCAAGGAAGUUUUUCUUYUGGAUGCAAGAACCAAAGACUGACAAAGAUGAAGAAUACUGCACUAAAGUCAAUAACUUAUUGAAUAAUCCACCUACUCCAGGAUCUGGUGGUAACAGUGGCGGUGGUUUGUCCAGUAGUCUGGCAUCAAACCUUGAAGAACAUCUUGGUGACAGCCAGUUGCAAGGUCUUUUGGGGAAUAUGGAUCAGCAGCAAUUAUUGCAACUGUGGAGUGGUCUUGGKAUGGGUGGACUGGGAUCUAGUGUGACCCCACCCCCUGCUGCUGCCUCACCAACGCCAUCUAGGGUCCAGUCMUCCCCAGGACCAAGGAACACAGCCUCUACUACACCAGCAGAGACCCCAACACCACGUCCAGUUACAGCUGCCCCUGYUGCGCCACCACAGACACCUCCUCCAAGACAAGCUGUCCAGCUAAGUGACUUACAGAGCAUUUUGUCCAGUAUUCAAGUUCCUGGUCAACCAGAGGAUGCRGCCAGUAACAGUCAAGAAGCGAUUGAUCUUACUCGUGUUCUGACACCAGACGCCUUAGCUCCUCUACUAAGUAACCCUGAAUUCCGUGAGAGGCUGGCUCCAUUUCURCCUUCAGGCAGUGAUAUGCCUCAGCUUCCCAGUGAUGUGUCAUCUACUCUCUGGUCUCCACAGUUUCAACAGGCUGUUGGUAUGUUUAGUACAGCUUUGCAGUCAGGUCAGCUUGGUCCUUUGAUGAGCCAGUUUGGCUUUGGUCAAGAGGUUGUUGAUGCAGCUGCYAAAGGUGAUAUGGUAGAAUUUGUCCGUGCUCUUCAAGCUGCAUCAAAAUCAGAAAAACCAACUGAUGAUAAGAAAGAUGAAGAUAUGGCAUUAGACUAGACUAAGCCUUAUUGAAAUAUCAGCAAAAAUCUUGGAAAUCUUUCAUGUUUGUCCUUAAAAUGAGAAAACAAUAAAAGAAAAUACAGCAAAGUGGA
Exaiptasia diaphana is the source of this 1244-nucleotide messenger RNA. RefSeq names its product proteasomal ubiquitin receptor ADRM1-A. The record is from RefSeq and is a predicted model, not a curated record. Gene Ontology annotation, biological process: ubiquitin-dependent protein catabolic process. The coding region runs from base 1 to 1149 and encodes 382 amino acids. NCBI's taxonomy places the organism in Eukaryota, Metazoa, Cnidaria, Anthozoa, Actiniaria, Aiptasiidae. The transcript is spliced from 8 exons. Gene Ontology annotation, cellular component: cytoplasm; nucleus; proteasome regulatory particle, lid subcomplex. Gene Ontology annotation, molecular function: ubiquitin binding; endopeptidase activator activity; proteasome binding.